CCGCAAACCGAGCGACAGCGAGACAGAGAAAACUAGGGAUCCGCCGCCGCCGCCGCCGCCUCGCCCGCCACCCGUCCGUGCGUCGCCGCUCUACCCCCGGUCCACCCGUUCGACCGUCGCCGCCCACUCCGCCCGCCGUCGGUGCCCUCCGAGCUCCUCCCCUCCCGGUCAUCGCCCGCCGGCCGGCCGUGCCCAAAAGCGCCUCACAGAAUCACUGGUCAGCGCGUGGUCUUCCUCCACCUCCACCUCACAGCCCGCCGUCUUCCGCCCCAAGGACGACGAGAUCUCCCUCCUCACCGUCAACAUCACCACAGGCUUCAGCCCCACGAUAAUGGAGUGUGCAGCGAAGGGGAUAGUGGAGGAUCCAUGCGCCAGCGGCGCCAACCGGCGGUGCGGCAGCUGCGGGGCCGUAGCCUACUGCUCGAAAGACCACCAGUUCAUACAUUGGAAAGUUCAUAAAGAAGAAUGUGCAAGGCUUGCAACACAAAUGAGUCGCAUUGAUAUGCUCAGCCAAUUUCCGUUCACAUUCUCCGUCGAACCUCAUGCUCUGAAUCAUACAAAACGAAGUAUGAGGUGCUUAUUUUUGGAGUCAAUGAAAGUUCACCUGAAAGGACUCUGGAAAUCAGGAUGCAUGUGUGGCCCAGAUAUUGCUUCUGUCAAGGACCUGAGCAUAACAACUGAAUGGAACAUGGAAAGCUCACUUUGCCCAUGUACAGAGCCUGAAAAUCCUGUGCCCGCACCCCUGGCAAGCUGGGAAGACUACUUUCAGUGGAGAUCCCUUCCUUUACAUUCACCUGUGGCAGUUUUACUUCACUGGCCACUUACUCUAUAUCAUUGCCUUCAACUAUCUCGCAUCCAAACCUCAAGAUAUGAUGGGCAUGACACUCUGCACAUUCACUAUUUAGGACCUGAGAAAGAGUUGCUUCAGCUUGCGGUGUUUGCAGAACUACGUGCACUAUUUCCAGGUGUCCACCUUCGCAUUGAACUUGUGGGGCCAGCAGUUCCAAGAUCCAGGGAUGGUGAAGUUGUAAAUAUUUCCAGCUAUCCAAAUUGUUCUGGUGAGAGCUGCCAUUGUAGAUCUUCUAUUGCCUCUGAGAACUUGAAUUGCAGUGAGGUGACACUGAAAAUAUGGAAAGGACUCUAUCAUGAGAGAUAUGGUGAUAUAGUAAAGGAUUCAAAUCCUCAUCUUAUACUUGCCCCAAAUGCGGGUGUAGCUGCUUAUCCUAGUUGGAUGCCAACUAUUGAAAUGAUUAGGGGAAUUGGAGUUCCUGCAAUCUUUACCGACUUUUGCGAAGAAGCUGCUCAUCUGGCCUCUUGCUGCAUAAGCUCCAUAACUGGCCAACCCCUGGGACUCCCUAUACAGGUAAAUCCUUUCAGGCAGCCGAUUGCAGAGAACAAUAGUGCGCUAUACAUACCAUGCUACUCGAAUGGUUUUGUUUUUGGAAUGUAAAUAGCCAUUUUAGCCCCCUUUUUAUCAUCAGAAAAUAUUCAGACGUUCAUAUGUGGAGGUAUGACAAUGUAACUUUUCAUACUUAUAGAGCAAGAUAGUACAAACUAUGUUUUACAUGGAUGAUA
Aegilops tauschii subsp. strangulata is the source of this 1575-nucleotide messenger RNA. RefSeq lists its product as uncharacterized. Lineage: Eukaryota; Viridiplantae; Streptophyta; Magnoliopsida; Poales; Poaceae. The record is from RefSeq and is a predicted model, not a curated record.